This is a messenger RNA of Mucor velutinosus, 237 nucleotides long. It is a transcript of the gene arc1, whose product is annotated as ARP2/3 actin-organizing complex subunit Sop2. Lineage: Eukaryota; Fungi; Mucoromycota; Mucoromycetes; Mucorales; Mucoraceae. The record is from RefSeq and is a predicted model, not a curated record. The transcript has a single exon. The coding region runs from base 1 to 237 and encodes 78 amino acids.
AUGACAAUCGAAGAGUCUGGCACUGGCCAGUCUGAUGCCCCUCUGUCUACCUCUUCUUCGAAUACUUCUUCUGUCUUCUCCGCAGAAAUGUCAAUUCCAAAUCAACAAGUUGUCAUUGUCACAGGUGAAAGCAAUGUGAAACCUGCUCCCAAGUUCCAUGGCUCUGGAUUCUCAGUGGAGGAGGAUCCCCUUCAAUUCCUGGAAGAUUUCAAAGAGGCAGCUUCUUGGAAUAACUAG